This is a messenger RNA of Pseudovirgaria hyperparasitica, 1751 nucleotides long. RefSeq names its product tRNA guanosine-2'-O-methyltransferase. Gene Ontology annotation, molecular function: nucleic acid binding. The record is from RefSeq and is a predicted model, not a curated record. The coding region runs from base 216 to 1580 and encodes 454 amino acids. Gene Ontology annotation, cellular component: cytoplasm. Lineage: Eukaryota; Fungi; Ascomycota; Dothideomycetes; Acrospermales; Acrospermaceae. Gene Ontology annotation, biological process: methylation. The transcript is spliced from 6 exons.
AAGCACAGAGCAGAAAGCCCUCUCUCCAGCUCGGCGUAACCCCGCUAGAAUAGCUAAAUAUAUAUGACUAGGCCGUAAGCAGCUAUACAGAUUUCUACGGAGCAAGUGCAAUUUGGAGCAGUCGUGCACGCGGUUCGUUUGUUCAAUUUCUAGUUUUCCACUCAACAGAGUCUUGCAUCUUAGACUGCAAGUACCUACUCUCAAGUCUAUGACACAUGGAGUUUCUGGUGCGUCUCGUGCAGGUACACGAAGCCUUUCGCGAGGCCGAGCUUCGCGCUCUUGCCGAGCUUACUGGCAUUCAUCUUGAAAUACUAGAAUACAGAGCAGACAGUCCCUUUUGCGUUGUUCGUCUUGACUCAGUCUCAUCGGCAAGGGCUCUGAUUUCUCGUGCCAUCAUAGCUCAUGGCAUAUACGAGCUUUGGGGACACGGCAAAAAUUACGAGUCUUUACACGAGGAUGUCAAAUCUCGCUCUGCCCAUUUCUGGAAAUUGUACGAAACGGUCUCUUUCAGAUUUAAAGUUGAAUCAUACCAAGGGAAACGUAGCUCAAGCGAGCAUCGCCAGAUCAUUAAUUCCUUUGAAUAUGUGGGCUUCAAAGGUCCCAUUAUGAUGACAGGCGCAGAUCAGAGUUUCAUGGUUUUCGAGGAAUAUAACCUCACUGAAUCUAAGCCCAAGAAUUUGUGGUUUGGUAGACUUGUAGGCAAAAGUGAUCGAGAGGCUAUCACAAAGUAUGAUUUGAAGAAACGAAACUAUAUAUCGACGACAUCUAUGGACGCUGAAUUGGCGCUCGUCACCGCAAAUCUGGCUCUAGCAGCUCCUGGGAAGAUUUUCUUUGAUCCGUUCAUGGGUACGGGCGGAUUUCCUGUUGCAUGUGCACACUACGGCGCACACGUUUUAGGAAGCGAUAUCGAUGGUCGUUCAAUUCGUGGGAAAGGGGGAAAGCAAUCUGUACUUGGGAACUUCCAGCAGUAUCACCUCACCUCAUAUUACGUGGAUGGCUGGACCAGUGAUUUGACCAACACUCCGCUCCGCGUUAGGACUGGUCAAUCAGGGCGACGCGGAACCUUGGACGGCAUAGUUUGUGACCCGCCAUAUGGUGUAAGAGAGGGCCUGAAAGUUCUCGGAAGAAGGGACGGUCGUGAAAAUGAUGGGCCCGUCGUUGUGGACGGAGAGCUAGCCCAUAAUCGUGAUGGUUUUAUUUUUCCUAAACGACCGUAUAGCUUCGAUGCAAUGUUGGAAGAUAUUUGCGAUUUCGCGGCAUUAAUGCUCGUUGAUGGAGGUCGACUGUCGAUGUGGAUGCCGACAGCAAAUGAGGAUGACAAGCAUCUUUCCAUACCAUCCCACCCUUGUCUAUUCCUAGUCAGCGAGUGCAUACAACCGUUCAAUAGGUGGUCCAGGAGACUACUCACGUAUCAGCGUUUGAAGGGCAGCGACACUGUAGAGUGGCAGCCCAAAGUCAGAGAGGGUCCGAAUGGGCGUGCUCAUGCGAGUGAUCUCAACGAGUUUCGAAAAAAGUAUUUUGAGGGUUUUCGUGAGUUUGACUACAACGGACAACCUAAACAGAAAUCGAGACGAGGAUGAUGAUCCACCCCUAGUCACUCAAUCUACCCAACUUUAUCAUAUAGGAUGACUCUGGAAUGCCAUAAACCCAAUCAGCCAUCGUAAUCAGCUCAUUUGGAUUUUCGUUAGCUCCUAGCGUCUAGGCCGCUCAACCGUACUUCUCGUAGCGUCACCAUCAAUUGCGGCGGGAGA